UCUGGAUAGCUGGCAGGUUGCAGGUUCACACCUCGUUGUGGGCUUGACCUUCACACAAAGUGCUGGAGUGUGAACGAGUUCAAAUUUAGGUCUCUGUUGAUAAAAGGGCAGCGCAGACCGUGCUUGUCCGGCGUGGUGAGCCAUGCUGCCCUGCUGAGCCUGUGGCGAGGACCCGUGCUGCUGCUGUCCCCUCCCCUGCCCGUCCCUGACCCCUUUCACUUGUAAAGAUGACCCCGCCCUCUUGUCCGCCACACCCCCUGGUGGGCGGGGCCCUGACGCUGACAUCCCUUCUGUUGGCUGUGACGGCGCUGACCUCGCCCUUCCCCAGAGACCUGGAGCCAAUCAACGUUGUCGACCAGCAGCACUCCCUGCAGUACCCGGGGUUCCAGGGCCUGAACUCGGACAACGACACCGUCCGGCUGGGCCUGGACUUCCAGAGGAUGCUGCGCAUCAACCACAUGCUCUACAUCGCGGCCAGGGAUCAUGUUUUCGCCAUCAAUCUCAGCACCUCAGCCGAGCAGAUUGUUCCACAGCAGAAGAUCACCUGGAAGACAAAAGACGUGGAGAAGUGCACUGUGAGGGGUAAGAACAGCGACGAGUGCUACAACUACAUCAAGGUGCUGGUGCCGCGGAAUGACGAGACGCUGUUCGCCUGCGGGACGAACGCCUUUAAUCCCACCUGCCGAAACUACAAGAUGGCCACCCUGGAGCAGGAAGGUGAAGAGGUGGUCGGCCAGGCACGCUGUCCCUUCGAAUCCAGGCAGUCCAACGUGGGCCUGUUCGCUGGAGGCAAUUUCUAUUCCGCUACCAUGACGGACUUCCUAGCCAGUGACGCAGUGAUCUACCGCAGCCUGGGAGAGAGCAGCCCUGUCCUCCGUACGGUGAAGUAUGACUCCAAGUGGCUCAGAGAGCCGCACUUCCUCCACGCCAUCGAGUACGGGAACUAUGUGUACUUCUUCUUCAGCGAGAUCGCGGUGGAGUACACCACCCUGGGCAAGGUGGUGUUCUCCCGCGUGGCCCGCGUGUGUAAGAACGACAACGGCGGCUCUCCCCGCGUGCUGGAGAAGUACUGGACCUCCUUCCUGAAGGCCCGUCUUAACUGCUCCGUUCCCGGAGACUCCUUCUUCUACUUCGACGUGCUGCAGUCCCUCACCAACGUGCUGCAGAUCAACCAGCGGCCGGCCGUGGUGGGGGUCUUCACCACGCAGGCCAACAGCAUCACGGGCUCGGCGGUGUGCGCUUUCUACAUGGACGACAUCGAGAAGGCGUUCAACGGGAAGUUCAAGGAGCAGAAGAGCAGCGAGUCUCCCUGGACGGCGGUCUCUGAGGACCAGGUCCCCAAGCCCAGGCCGGGCUCCUGUGCGGGAGACGGUCCCGCCGCCUCCUACAAGUCCUCCACCAACUUCCCGGACGAGACCCUGUCCUUCAUCAAGUCCUACCCACUCAUGGACGAGGCCGUGCCCUCUGUCAACGACAGGCCCUGCUUCACCAGGACCAACAGCCGGUACAAGCUGACCCAGAUCGCCGUGGACACGGCCGCCGGUCCCAGUAAGAACCACACCGUCCUGUUCCUGGGCUCGGAGGACGGCAGGGUGCUCAAGGUCCUGGCCAGCACCCACCCUAGCGCCUCCUUUGGCACCCAGCUCCUGGAGGAGAUCGACGUCUACAGCCCCGCGAAGUGCAAUGUGCGAGGGGAGGACAGGAGGAUUCUGGGACUGGAGCUCGACAAGGACCAUCAUGCCCUGUUCGUGGCCUUCUCCAGCUGUGUGAUACGCAUGCCGCUGAGUCGCUGCCAGGACUACGGCACCUGCAAAAAGAGCUGCCUGUCCUCGCGAGAUCCCUACUGCAUCUGGGUGAAGACCGGGACCUGCACCACAGCGGCGCCUGGAUUCAAGGCCGGCUUCGAGCAGGACAUCGAGAACGGCUACACCCAGCACCCGGACAGCUGUCACGAUGUCCUGGCUACCACUCGGAAUCAAAUUCCUGCGGUUGACUCAGCCUACGGAAAGACCACACCCACAAGCUUGAGCGCCACCAAUCGGGGAGCGGAUUUCCCAAAGGUCAAAGGUACCGGUCCGGAUGGCCACUCUCCCAUUGGUGGGGAGGGGUCACCUGACUCCGAGGAGAUCAGUGUGGAGACGGAGGGGGUGCGCCGCCAGCCCGAGGCAGACAAGUCCAGCCACAGCGUGCACUACACCCUCCUCAUCGCCUGCGUGCUGGUGGCCUUCCUCCUGGGGGCCGUCCUGUCCGGCUUCCUGGUUUCCUGCUACUGCAACCACAGCCUCCACAAGACCAAACGGCUGGGCAAGGACCCCGAGGCGUCCAUACCCCACGCCCUCUCCCUGCGCAGCCUGGCCAAGCUCAACGGCCUCCUGGACGGCCAGGCCAAGGAGGACAAGCUGGAGGUCUCCUCGCCCAAGAUGUACAACUCGCUCCUCGCCACCGGGAAGGAGCAGCUGUCCAACGGGAACGGGAGGGCAGUGGGGGGGGACCUUUCCCACCACCAUCACCACCACCACCACCACCCUGUCGAGCUUUCGGGGCUCCCCACGCCGGACUCGACGCCCGAGCUGCCCAUCAAGAGCAUGAAGGCCUUCAAGAACCAGUGGGAGAAGAACCAGAACUGCAACAACGCCAAGGAGAGCAAGCCCGCUUGCAUGAGCGGCUCCAGGCCCAGCUCCGGCAUUCCACCCCAGGUCUUCCCCUUCUCCAGCGCCCUGGCCAACGGGCAGGCCCUGGGGGGUCCGCUCCUUCCCGAGGAGAGGAAGAUCCCCAACGGGGAGCGGGUGGUGACCCAGCCCUUCCACUACUACCCUCAGAAGGUAGUGGACGUGACGGCGCUGGACGAGCUCCUCAAGCACCUCCACGAGCCGAGCGGGGCGGGCGGGAAGAGCGUGACGAUGAUGGCCUCCCCGCUGCCGCCCCACAGCGGCCAGGUGCUCUUCGCCAACCGGGUGCAGCCCCAGAUCCCCGACACGGAGUCCGCCCCUUACUACAGCUCCUCCACGCUGCCCCGGGACAGCCUGACGCGCCGCAUGGACGUGCCGCCGGACAUGCCCCCGCCCCAGUCCACCCUCGAGAGGGCAUCCCGCCACCCCUCCCAGCGGCACUCCCUGGUGGUCGCCCCCAAGAUGGUCAACGGAGGGGGCGUGGUUCCCCGCCAGCACAGUUUCAGCCACAGGAGUGGCCACCAGCCCCCUCCGCUCCUGGCCCGCAUGAACUCGACCGGCAGCACCUCCGAGGGACAGCACCCCCUCAUCCCCAACGGCUACCUGUCCCGGCAGCACAGCUACUCCGAGCAGCUGGCCGGCCCGCGGGCCGCCAUCGUCCGGCGGGCGUCUUCCCUCAAGCCCGACGUUCCCCCCAAGCCUCUCUUCAUCCCAGCCUCCUCGCCCAUCAGCCCACAGGGCAAGUUCAACUACUAGAGGGGCUGGAGGAGGCAGCAGGGACUGGCUUUCCGAGAUUAAAAAAAAGGGGUAUCGUGGAGCCUUGAUGAGAAAAAUAAGGAGGGAGGUUUUAGACAAGAAAGGCACUUUCACACUGAAAAAGAAAAGCGCCCAGGCAUGUAAGUGGUGCCACUGAGGCUCUCGUACUUGUGUCUGAUUGUUUUCGCCACGUGCAAUGAAUGUUCUUGUACCAUAUUGGUAUUGCUAAAUUACUUGACAACAGACAGGAAGCAAAACUCGUAAGACAAGACUGCCUGCCCGUCAGGGUAUCCACUGCCAGCCGUCUGACCCCCACACCCGGAACAGCUGUCGCACGAGCACCGUUCAGAGAGCCAUCGCUUCAAUCAGAGCAUGGGCUUCUGGGACUUGACUUGGCCACAUGGGGCGACAGCCUGCCUCGCGUUCGCCCGAUGAACAUCGUGCCGACUCAAAGUGCUUCAGCGAUUGCGACCCUUCAGAAUCUUCAUACGUGCGUAUAAGGGGUGCCCAGGUCAAUAUCCGCACCAGCACGUAUGCAUGUUGUAUAUACUCACACGUCUACAUGCGCAGUGCGUGUCCUGUGGAUUGUGCGUUGGGAGUGGCUCUUUUCGCCUUAUUCUUUCAAUUGUACGACGAAAUGACCUUUCUGGAGCAGCUUUCCCAAACUGCUGCAAAAUAUUCCUAAAAAGCUUGAGCAAUAAUCACACAGUAUCAGUACCUGCGUGCGUGCCCUGGAUCGAGGGUGCCAAAGAAGUCUUGGAUCCACCCCCCCUACGCAGAGUUCACCAUGACCCUGGUGUUCCAGCGCCAAACCCAAACAAAGCCAGCAAAGGCUUGAGGACUCUGUCUCUCUUGCUCUCACGCGCUGUGAAGAGGGCAGAGCUUAGGAGGAAUAUGGGGGAGGGGGGGGGGAGAGGGGAUGAUUCAUGUGCUGACCAAAAAAAACUUUUAAUUUCAUUUUGAGAGGGGUCUCUGGAAGAGGCAGCCCCAUGUUCCUCUCCUCUCUGCCCUACCGCAGGACACAUCGGAAGCCAUACAAGCCAGCGGGGAGAAAGUCACGCAGAAGCAAACUCAACUCAACUGCUGAUAAUCCUGGGGAGCGUGGAGGGGGUGAGUUCUACCUCACCCCCUGCUUUACCCUGAACUCGUCCCAAACCCCAAACCCCAAGGCCAGACCCGGUGCACAGACACACUCAGUUCUCCCAGGGAAAAUAAAAGCAGUGUGGAUUUGAUUUUCACCAUCUGGGGGGAGGUUGGAUGAGGGGGUGAAGAUCAGUUUAUAUUCACCCAGGCCCUAUACGGAGCGCAGGUUCUGGUUUUAAAAAGAGACUGCUGAAGGACAGUCCUGAUUUUAAUGUACUAAAGACAGCUGUUAUUAAUAAACUUUGUGGAUAUCUAUGUAAAUAAAGGAGACUGUGGAAUAAUUUCAGUAACUAGCCAAAUUUUAAUUGUAAUGUGUAAAUGCGUGCCUUAUUUAAUAUAAUGUGUGCUAUAGGGGAAGUAUUGGGAAAGUGGCAGAACAACCUGUAUUAGGUGUUUCUAUUUUUUUUUAACAUGAGUGUUGAUACGUGUCAUCGCUGUUGUAGAUUUGUAUUUUUAUCAAUAGGCUUUUUUUGAUAUCCUGAACCGCAAAGCAGUAUUACUUAUGUGUGAGACAGUUGUAAAUUGAAACCUGUCAGCUUGAGGCUGCGUUUUUGUUUUGUUCCCCCCCCCCCCACUCCCCCAACAUGCACUGUAUCAGUAGAGCAUGCUGGGAGGUGCAGUCCACUCCAAACGGUUGACCUGGCAUGGGCACGAGUAUCUCUCUACUCAGCACGUCUUGACAGAUAGCCUGCUCAAGCUGGGUUUUUUUUUUUACAACCGCUGUAGAGGAGGACCUUGAGAAAAUCGAUCCAGUAAGCUACAAAAAUACCCUUUUUAACAGGACGUUUAGUUAUCUUAAAGCGUUUAGACCAGAUGGGAAUGACACGGGCCCGCUCAGUUGUGUGGUACCUGCAGAAGACCUCCCCUCCUCUGGUCCACGCUCACGACGCAAGCCCUCGCUUCCCGCGUGGCGAGGAGUGUCCAGGCGUGAUCGUGCGGGAGCCGCCGCGGAGCUCGCCGAGAGACGCUGGCUGGCGCCUGUAGCCGAGCGGCUGGCCUUCAACACCUGCUGAAACCUGGGGUUGUAGGAAGAGAGGUCAGAGUUUGGCAUUGCAGGCCUGCUUUAAAUCAAGUUAAACUAGUCAUGUUUCUUUUCAUUUGCUGGAGAGUUUAGAAGGGGCCCGUCGUCCUGCUCUCUCUGUUUCACUCUCUAAAGCUGUAGGCGACUGUCGCCAAUUCAGCGGUUUUGGGUGGGUUGUACCUCCUUGAUAACUUUUCAACCUGAGCUGAAUUUCAUUUAAAAUACCUUUGUCUUUCCCAAUAAAUAAUAAAAUUAUCUUUCAAAUGUG
Molecule: messenger RNA, 5857 nt
Organism: Lepisosteus oculatus (spotted gar)
Lineage: Eukaryota; Metazoa; Chordata; Actinopteri; Semionotiformes; Lepisosteidae
Source: RefSeq, a predicted model, not a curated record